UUGAUAUUGUGACUUGAUUUUUCCUUAAACUAGCUAAACUCAUAUAUUCUUCCUUCAUAGGUACUUCGAUUAAUGCUAAAUAUGGCAGAGUUUUUCUUCUUAGCUUCAAUAUUUUUUUCUUCAAUUUUGGUAGCCAAAAUUACAUCCAUAUGGCUCACUAAGAAGUUCAAACUUGAAACCAAGUAUAAACUUCCCCCUGGCCCUCCAAGAUGGCCCAUUGUUGGUAACCUAUUCCAGUUAGGCCAAUUACCUCAUAGAAAUUUUGCUUCUUUUUGUGAGAAAUAUGGACCACUCGUGUAUCUCCGUCUUGGUACUGUUGAUGCCAUUACCACCAAUGAUCCUGAUAUUAUUCGUGAAAUACUUCUUCGACAGGAUGAUGUUUUUGCAUCACGGCCUCGGACCCUAGCUGCUGUUCAUCUAGCCUAUGGGUGUGGUGAUGUUGCAUUGGCGCCACUUGGCCCAAAGUGGAAGUGGAUGCGAAGGAUUUGUAUGGAAAACUUACUAACAACAAAAAGGCUCGAUUCGUUUGCUAAGCAUCGAGCAGAUGAAGCCCAACAUCUUGUUCAUGAUGUAUGGGCUUUGGCUCAAACUGGUAAGAUAGUGAACUUGCGAGAAGUUUUGGGCGCUUUUUCGAUGAAUAAUGUAACUAGGAUGUUGUUGGGAAAACAAUAUUUCGGGGCUGGAUCAGCAGGCCCAGAAGAAGCCACAGAUUUUAUGCACAUAACUCACGAACUAUUUUGGCUUUUGGGACUAAUUUACCUGGGCGACUAUCUACCAAUAUGGAGAUUGGUAGACCCUUAUGGGUGUGAGAAGAAAAUGAGGGAAGUAGAGAAAAGAGUGGAUAAUUUUCAUAAGAGAAUAAUUGAAGAACAUAGAACGAGAAAACAAAUUAAAGGACACAUAGAUGAUGGAGAUAUGGACUUUGUUGAUGUUUUAUUAUCUUUACCAGGAGAAAAUGGUAAACAACACAUGGAUGAUGUUGAAAUCAAGGCACUAAUUCAGGACAUGAUAGCUGCUGCUACGGAUACUUCAGCGGUGACCAAUGAGUGGGCUAUGGCUGAAGUGACUAAGCAUCCACGUGUCAUGCUUAAGAUUCAGGAAGAGCUCGAUUCAGUUGUAGGCCUGAAUAGAAUGGUCUUAGAAUCUGAUUUGUCCCAACUAAAUUACCUACGGUGUGUCGUCCGUGAAGUUUUUCGCAUGCAUCCCGCAGGACCGUUUCUUAUACCCCAUGAAUCCACACGUGCCACCAAAAUUAAUGGAUAUGACAUCCCGGCAAAGACGCGUGUCUUCAUCAACACACAUGGACUUGGCCAAAAUACAAAAUUAUGGGACAACAUCAAUGAGUUCCAACCGGAGAGGCAUAUGCCAACUGACGGGAGCCGGGUUGAGAUAAGCCAUGGAGCUGAUUUCAAGAUAUUGCCAUUUAGUGCAGGUAAAAGGAAGUGCCCCGGAGCACCCCUCGGAGUGACACUUGUACUAAUGGCUUUGGCUCGACUUUUUCAUUGCUUUGACUGGAGCCCAACCGAUGGGUUAAAACAUGAACAUAUCGAUACAAGAGAGGUUUAUGGUAUGACAAUGCCAAAGGCUGAGCCAUUUAAGGCAAUUGCCAAGCCACGUUUGGCUAAUCACAUGUAUCACUAACAAUUAUAUAAACUGCAUUAUUUUUUAUAACAAUAUUCGAGUGGAUUGUCAAUUAAAAUCGACAAGAUUAGUAUCAUCUUUGUUUUCCUCAUAAUAUAUAAGUAGAACAUGUAAUAAGUUUCCUUUUUUAUUAAUCAAUAAUAAGGAGGAUAUAAAAA
Molecule: messenger RNA, 1799 nt
Organism: Daucus carota subsp. sativus
Lineage: Eukaryota; Viridiplantae; Streptophyta; Magnoliopsida; Apiales; Apiaceae
Product: cytochrome P450 703A2
Exons: 2
Coding region: 73-1641 (522 amino acids)
Molecular function (GO): oxidoreductase activity, acting on paired donors, with incorporation or reduction of molecular oxygen; heme binding; iron ion binding
Source: RefSeq, a predicted model, not a curated record